Molecule: messenger RNA, 1671 nt
Organism: Caenorhabditis bovis
Lineage: Eukaryota; Metazoa; Nematoda; Chromadorea; Rhabditida; Rhabditidae
Source: the annotation of a GenBank genome assembly
AUGGGUGAUAACCUGGUGUACGCCGUCCGUGGAAACAUCGGAUUUACGUUGAAACGAGGCCUCGGCAAGGACGCAACGACAGUUUUUGAUCAAGCAUCUUCUAAAGAAUCUGCUUGCAAUGUCUUCGCAUACAGUAACAAUGGUCUCCUCUUUGCAUAUUGCGAUGGACAAGUGACACGGGUGAUUGAAAUUGCGACGGGUAAAGAAGUCUUGAAUGUUGAGUUAAAACGAACUCGGAAGCUUUUGUUCACUCCCAAAGAUAGUUACCUUCUUACAUUCGAGCCAUACGCUAUCUACGGCAAAAAGGAAACAAGCGAUCAAAAACCCGAUCCAAACGUUCGUGUGUUCCAAUUAAGUGAUGGAAAGCAUGUGUCAAGUUUUGUUGCGCCAAAAGAGGAAACCUGGGAGCCUCAGUUCACCGAUGAUGAGUCUCUUGCAGUGCGCAUGAUUCCCAGCGAAGUUCUUUUCUAUAAUGAUCUCAGUUUCACAAGAUACGAUAGCCGUAUUGUCGAGAAAGGACUUGGAGCGAUAGCUUUAAGCACUGGAGGAGCUCCCUAUCACGUGGCGUUGUACAUCCCCGCUUCUGGUUCAAUUCCUGCAAGAGUCCGUGUUCAUCGCAUAAACUCGAGCAACUCUGUUAUCGCGAACAGGACAUUCUUCAAAUCAGACAAAGCGUCCAUGACAUGGAAUCAGAAAGGCAACGCACUUUUAAUUUUGGCCAGUGUUGAAGUUGAUCAGACAAAUCAAUCGUACUAUGGAGAGCAGAGUCUUUAUCUUAUUAAUAUUCAAACCGAUGAGAGUGUAAUUGUGCCACUUGCCAAAAAAGGACCAGUUUAUGCGGCAAAAUGGAAUCCGAAUGGACGAGAAUUCGCAGUUUGCUAUGGUUACAUGCCGGCAAAGGUGACAUUCUACAAUUCGAAAGGUUUGCCAAUUUUCGACACCGUCGAGGGACCAAAGAACGACAUUUUCUAUAACGCGUUUGGAAACAUUGUGCUCAUUUGCGGCUUUGGUAAUUUGAGCAAAGGAAAAAUGGAGUUUUGGGAUGUCGAGAAGAAAAAAGAGAUCAUUUCGAUUGAAGUUCCAAAUACGACGUUAUUCGAAUGGGCUCCAGAUGGACAGCAUUUUGUUACUUGCACAACAUCUCCAAGACUUCGAAUUGACAAUUCAUACAGAUUCUGGCAUUACACCGGUCGCAUGAUUCACGAAGUGACGUUCGAUUCGCCGCGCGAAGAACUCUGGGAAGUCAAAUGGCGUCCGAUGAGCGGCUACAACAAAUUCGAAGUGCGCGAGAUCUCGAAAAGCGACCGAAUGGCGGCGGGAUUGCCGAUCAAGAAGAAGGACGCGUCGCAUCCGCUCAACAAUGUCCCGGCUGGAUCGGUCCGACAACAAGGUGCUUAUGUGCCACCACAUUUGAGAAAAACUGGUGGUGCAGCUCCACCCGCGGCGACGUCAACUAAAGGAGGUCAAAAGACGAAUGGCAACGCGCCAACUGCCAUCAAACCGCAACAAUCCGAAGCUGAAAGGAAGUUGUUCCAGCUUAGAAAAAAGAUUGAUGAUAUAAAACUUCUUAAGGAGCGAGUUGCAAAUGGCGACCACCUUCAACCGAAUCAACUUGAAAAAAUCAAGCGAGAAGCGGAAUUUCUGGCCGAAAUCGAAAAGCUUUCAAUCUGA